AUGGUGGAGCCGCCACAGCUGGCAGCAUCCUCUAAUUCCAGAGGACAUCCUGGCCCAGCGCCCUGGACACACCGCGCCUCUCCCCAGCCAUCCUCUGAGGUGCGUGGUGCAGCCUGCUCCCUGCUGCAGCCGAGGGUUGGAACGACCGACCGGUUAAUGACAGAGAAAGUGCUGAGACGACAGAUUAUUUCAACAGUGUCCUCAUCCGUUGGGUAUUUCAACAUUCUGUGUUUGUGCAAGAGACAUAAUGGGACGCGUCAUAAACUCACACCGUCUCGAAGCUCGGGCACGUCGUGGCGGGAUGCUGGGGAACUGUCCGGGUUUGAGCAAUUAAGCUGUCUCCAGGCUCCUGCUCCUUCGGACAAUGGUCCCCCUGACUACCUGUACCCAGAAAGGACCACUCACACCCCACCAGCCCUGGCCACAGCGUUGCUCUGGAGUCCGACAGCCACCACUCCUUCCUCUACUGCUCGGGGGCAGGAAGAGAGAAGAGACAAUUGUGUGUCCACCCGACAGAGGUCGCUCAUCCUGGAUGAGGACCUCGAUUCUACAAGUUCCUCCACCGCCUCCCUGAUGGAGGGGUCCAGAGGGCAUCCCAGACCUCCCCUGGUGCCUAGGGCUCAGAUGGGAAGUGUACUGGAGCCCCAGCCGGCUCCGGGUACAGUUGUGAAAACUCGCAUACAGCUCGGAGCUGAUUGAAGCCUGACUUCCACUCACGGCUCCGUUUGGGAAUGAGUCUGGGCGAACAGAUAGCCAGCGGCUUCCUGGCUCUAUCCUUGCCAGCCGGAGGGGUUUGGAGGCCAAGUAUCUUGUUUCCAAUUCAAGCUCAGUCACCUUUGACUGAUGCGUUAGUUUUAGUGUGUGUGUGUGUGUGUGUGUGUGUGUGUGUGUGUGUGUGUGUGUGUGUGUACACU
Molecule: messenger RNA, 914 nt
Organism: Peromyscus maniculatus bairdii (prairie deer mouse)
Lineage: Eukaryota; Metazoa; Chordata; Mammalia; Rodentia; Cricetidae
Source: RefSeq, a predicted model, not a curated record